Molecule: messenger RNA, 1027 nt
Organism: Solea solea (common sole)
Lineage: Eukaryota; Metazoa; Chordata; Actinopteri; Pleuronectiformes; Soleidae
Product: ladderlectin-like
Exons: 8
Coding region: 146-736 (196 amino acids)
Molecular function (GO): signaling receptor activity
Source: RefSeq, a predicted model, not a curated record
ACCUGUGGCUCAGGUGUGUAUAUAAAGAGCAGAGCAGCCUCAUGAUCAUCAUCAUCAUCACUGCAGCAUCUGAUACCUGAACAGCCUCAACACACAUCCACCUCAUAGAUUUUUACAUCCCGUCAUUGUCCUAAUCAUCUUCAUCAUGAAGGUCCUCUUGCUUCUCACUGUCUUGCUCAGUGGAGUUCUUGCUAUCACAGCAGCAGCAGUUGAAGCUGUGAAACCAGCAGAAGCACCAGUGGAGCCACAGAUGGAAAACCAAGUGGUAGAAGUGGAAGUUGAAGCUGUUCCUGAAGCUGUUCCUUUGGAGGGAGAGCCACAGCCUGCUGGAGAGGUGGCCGCACCAGUUCAAGGUCGUUUCAUUUGUCCCUCUGGUUGGGUCGGAUACAAGGACGGCUGCUAUCUGUUUGUGUCCUCGGGCAGAACCUGGAACAGUGCUGCGGAUUAUUGCAAAAGUCUGGGAGCGUCCUUGCCAUCUGUCAGUAAUGUGUUUGAUUACAGUUUUCUGCAGGACUUGACCAUGAGGUCAGGACAAACAGUCUCCUGGAUUGGAGGCUUCUAUUUCCAGACCUGGAGGUGGUUGGACCAGAGCCCCUUCAGCUACAGUAACUGGGGUACAGUGAAUACUGUCAGCCGAUACCAGUGCAUGUACGUCCAAACCAGAGCGGGCUGGUCCAAUCAUAGCUGUGGUAAUGGAUGGCCAUUCAUCUGCGUGAAGAAAACUGGUAACUGCUAAACACGACAGCAGGACAUAUUUAGUGCUGGAGGACAUUUAAACUGCUAAUGAACAAAACUGUGUUUGCUUUUAGGAGAAGAAAAUUAAGCCAUAUUAGUAUUUUUUGCUUUGAUUGCUUUGUACUGUAUGUGAUGCGUCAGUUGAAAUCAAAAUCAGAUUUGUAAAAGGGCAAAAGAAAAUCCUCUUUGGUCAUGUAUUGUUGUUAGAUUUUCUUUUUUUUAAUAUUUACAAGUUUACAAAUAAAAUGUGUAUGAAGAAAAAUUCAACAAAUAAAAAGGAAAAAAAAAACAA